AUGGAGGAUAAAUUCCUCCCUCUGAAACGCAGCAGACUUCUUAUGGACGAAGAUGGGGAUAUGCAUCAUACUGCUCUUACACUUUCUAAUGGGUUCAAGUUAUAUGUGGCUAUUGAUUAUGAUUGUGUCGAUGUUUGCCUCAGGGUUCUCUCAGUAUUUCCCAAAGGGAACAAGCAAGAACAAGUAGACGAUCACCUCUCCGUUUAUGUGACAUUGGUUGAUAAACUCAACCCUGGUAGCUUUGUUGAUGUUGUGCUUCGGUUUUUCCUUUAUGAUCACCUCAGGGAUGCCUAUCUCUCUGUCUUAGAUGUAAGGGAGAGGCGAUUCCAUGUAUUGAAAGAUACAUGGGGAGUCCCUAAAUUCCUUUCGGUUUCCACAUUCAAUGAUGCGGAUUAUGGAUUUUUGGUGGAUGAUUGCUGUGUAUUUGGUGCUGAGGUUCUUGUCAUAAACAGCCAUUUCAAGAUAUCUACUAUGUCCAUUGUGCAAGAAAAUUGUGACAGAAGCUAUUCCUGGAGAAUUGAGAAUUUCUCGACUUUGAAUGAUGUAGUGUGUUCUCCGAUCCCGUAUAUUGCUUUGAUGGAUGGUCAUGACCAUAUUGCGAUUGAGAAUCCUGUAUUUAUUGUUAGUGAUUUGGUAAAUCCUAAUGUGUUGGAGAAAUUGGUUUUGUAUGCAAGAGGAAGCAAUAAGGAGAAGGGGAAAAGCCUCUCAUUGUAUCUGCAACUAGACGAUACCUCUAGGCUAACCCAAGGCAACUCCUGGUUCACUGCAAGUGCUCUCAAUUGGGGUUUUGACGACAUUAUUUCUCUCAAUGAUAUACAUGAUUCUUCGAAAGGCUACUUAGUAGACGAUACUAUAAUCAUUGAACAUCGUAUUCAGAAGAUGAUUUUGCUGAAAGAUGUGGAGUCAGUGAAGCAGGAGGUGUUGUCUGUAUGUCCCAAAGGGAACAACCAAGAACAAGGAGACGAUCACCUCUCUGUUUAUGUGACAUUAGUUGAUAAACUCAACCCUAGUAGCUUUGUCGAUGUGGUGCUUCGUUUCUUCCUUUAUGAUCACCUAAGGGAUGCUUAUCUGUCUGUCUUAGAUGUAAAAGGAAGGCGAUAUCAUGCUUUGAAAUAUACAUGGGGAGUCACUAAAUUUCUUCCCAUAUCCACGUUCAAUGACGCGGAUUAUGGAUUUUUAGUUGAUGAUUGCUGUGUAUUUGGUGCCGAGGUUUUUGUUAUAAACAACCAAGUCAAAAUAUCUACUCUAUCAGUUGUGGAAGAAAAACAUGACAGAAGCUUUACCUGGAGAGUUGAGAAUUUCUCGAGUUUGAAUGAUUGUAUGGGAUGA
Molecule: messenger RNA, 1329 nt
Organism: Chenopodium quinoa (quinoa)
Lineage: Eukaryota; Viridiplantae; Streptophyta; Magnoliopsida; Caryophyllales; Amaranthaceae
Exons: 8
Coding region: 1-1329 (442 amino acids)
Molecular function (GO): protein binding
Source: RefSeq, a predicted model, not a curated record